UACUCGCAGGGAUGCGCAGCUCGCCCGUGGGGAUUCCACACCCCCCAGGAUAUGGGGUUUUGAAUCCCGGGGGAUGGCGUUUUGAACUCUCGCAUCACGGGGUUUUGCAUCCCGGGGGCUGCGGGUUUGCAUCUCGGGUGCAGGCAGCCGCAGGGAUGGGGAUCUGCAGCCCCCACGGUUGGGGUUUUGCACCCCCACACGGGGUUUUGCAUCCCGGGGGCUGUGGGUUUGCAUCUUGGGUGCUGGCAUCCCCGGGGUUGGGGGGUCUGAACCCAACAUCUUGAAGAUCUGUAGCCCCAGCGGUUGCUGUUUUGCAGCCCUGGGGUUGUGAGCUCGCAUCCCUGCAGGUUGAGGUUCACACCUUGGCUUUUGGGGUUUUGCACCCCUGACACCUGUGGGCUCUCUGGCCCUCACACUGCAGGUUUAAGUUUGCCCUGAGUUUUACUGUUUCCUGCCAGCUCUUCGGAGAGGAGCAGCAGACUCACUUCUGCAGGGUUUGAUGCACGGUGGUGGAGCAGACGAUGCUCGCAUGCAGCCCAACUCCAAGCACCGAGUGGGAAUGGACUGUGUUGUCCUGCAUGCUGCAUCCCAUGCUGCUCUGAUGCUUCACCCAGCUGUGGCCGUGGUCAGGUUUGAAGGUAAGGAUCGUGCUUGCUGCUGGUGUAUUUCCAGACCUGCCCUAGAGUUAUUCUGCGCUGAUUUGGGGGUGGGAAGAAAUCAUCUUUCGUACUAAAAAUGCUACUCUGCAGAUGGAAAAGGAGAGAGUAGUGCUGGGCAGUGCUUGCUGGUGCAGCUGUCUUUUAGGCAUGCUUUACAUACCUGAAAAGCUUUGUGGGUCCCUUCCAACUCAGGAUAUUCUGUGGUUCACUGCUUUACAGGUGGGAGCACAGUGGGGAGGCAUAGCUGCAUGUUGUCCUGUGCUUUUCCUUGGUUAGCAGGGUUUGGCAGCAAAGUACAUCUCUUGGAAGGAUGGCCCAUCCUGUUUUGUCCCAGAAGUUUUAAGAUUACUGCUUUUCUGUGUUAACAAGGCUCCAGGUGACUCAGGAGAAGCAUUUCUUAGCAAGUAAGAAAGAAGUUGUUGGCUAAUCUGUGUAACACAGUGUGCAGACGCAAUUCCAGACUCUAUGUGAGGAUGCUUGAAAUGCAGCCAGGAGCAGCAGGACCCUGUUGUCUGCACCCUGACCCAGCUCUGGGGUUUCAAUCAUCCAACAACCUUCUUUUUGCUGAGUAUUUCUUGCUGGAGAAAUGGCAUAGAAGGCCAGAUUAGGAGCGCCUGAUUUCCAGCUGCUCAGUGUGUCUUUGUGUCAUAACCAAACAAUAAUACACGUGUUUCUUCGAUGCUUUGUGAAUGUGGAUAUGUUUGUCACCUCUGUUUGAGCACUGUUGUGUCCUUCUAGAUGUAUCCUGCAUUAUAAGCAGCUUGCUGUUAGAAUUCUCACUAGGAAAGACCUUCUAAGCCAGCCUGUACCAGUAACUAAGGUGGUACUCGAGCAUCAUAGAGAGACUGCAAAGACAGACUUCUCCUUGAAGUUUGAAUGCAGCACGUGCUCACGGAUCAUCACCAGAGCAGCUGUGUGAGAGGUUUUAAUUGCCAAGGAGAACUUCAGCCAGCACAGCACGUUGUACCAGACACUUCUGAGCUGAUGACCAUGGGAUGGUGAUGGCAGAGGCACAGCAGGCUCUUAACGGUGGGAAGAUGCUGAUGGACAAAAAUGAGUCGUGGCUCUCUAAUUCGUCUUCUACGUCAUCCUUUGUGAAAGGAGCUGGCAGAUGGGCAGGGAUCGGCCUCCAGGAGGUGGCCAUCGGGCUCGUACUGACCCUCAUUGACUUGGUCACACUCCUGGGAAAUACAGUAGUCUUUAUUUGCCCAGUGGUGGAAAAGAGGCUGCGGACUGUCACCUACAUGUUUAUCAUGUCUUUGGCCAUGGCAGACUUCCUUGUGGCUUGCCUUGUCAUGCCGUUCAGCAUCAUUUACGAGGUGACGGGGAUGUGGUUAUUCGGGAAGCUGUUCUGCAAGGUCUGGAUCUCCUUUGAUGUCAUGUUCUGCACUGCUUCCAUUGUCACUCUGUGCUUUAUCAGCUUGGACAGAUACUGCUCUGUGGUGACCCCAUCUCACUAUUCCAGAAGGAUGUCCCGUGGCAGAUGCGUUGUGAUGACCUGCACAGUCUGGGUAUACUCCUCCCUUAUUUCCUUCCUUCCCGUCAUGAAGGGCUGGAAUGAGAUCCCCGGGGUGGAUUUUGAUGCAGGCACGGAAUGCAUCUUCGUCACCAACUGGAUUUUUGCCAUCGUAGCAUCUGCUCUUGCGUUUUUCGUCCCCUUCAUGGUCAUGUGCAGUAUGUACUUCUUCAUCUAUCGAGCUUCCCGGCUCAAGGCCACUCGUGUCGUGUCUCAGACCCUGGACAUCCACUACCACCCUAACAGCAAGCGGCAGAACCACCUGCAGCUGGAGAACAAGGCCACACGGACCAUCAGCAUCAUCAUUUCUGUCUUUGUGCUGUGUUGGCUGCCAUACUUUGUCCUGAACGUGUGGCUUGCUGCCAGGGGCAGCAACUCCGCAAGCACAGUCCUGGUUGAAACCUUCAAGAUCAUCACUUGGUUGGGGUACUGCAAUUCCACUAUCAACCCCGUGCUCUAUGCUUUCCUCAACAGGGACUUCCAGCGGGCACUGAGGAAGCUGCUCAUCUGCAGGCACAGGUCUCAGGUGGACAUUGGAGAAGACAUGGUUUCCAUAGCCACCUUCACCAAGACUGCUCCAGACUUGGACUACAGCAUUACAGUGCCAGUGCCCAGUGAUGCCCAGCAGGGCAAGCCCAAGCAGUAGAGUCCAGAACCAGUUACUGGAGGAGGUGGUACAGAACAUUCAAGAGCGUGUCCUAAUGUAAGAAUAAGUGUCUUGAAAACAGGGGAAGAAGGGACUGGAAUGUGACAGCUGGGGGCAUAUGGUUAAAAUGCAAUUAUACCACAGUUCUAUGAACAAGAACCAGUUGGCUACAGCAAAUGGAGCAAAUUCCUUCCUGGGUAAUUAUUUUUUAAAAUGCGUACUUCCUAAGACAAAUUCAAUCUUCAUGCUAGAGAAAUAUUUCGGUAUAACAUCAACUUGACUUCCUCUGUAUACAUCGUGGUCACUUCCUACAGCUUAAGUUGAAACAAUCUCUCUGAUCCAGCAAUUAUAGCUCUUGCACUUUACAUUAUAAAUUUAACCAGUUUUAGUAGUGCACCUGUGUCAUUCUGCAAAGGGGAGGUGAUGGGAAGGAUGUGGUUAAAGAGCAAAGUUGGUGUUCAAUAAAGGCAGCACGGGGCUCAGCUGCACUCUGAGCUGCAGCUUACAGGUGCCCAACACCAGCAAAGUUACUUCCCUGUAAUGCACUGUGAAGUCUGUGCAGCUCUGCCAUGAGCUGAGCUAUACAGCACUGAUGGAGCACACACUUGUAAAAAUGCUGAGAUACCUCAUGCCUUGCUUCCUGCUCUGUCUGUAUCUCGUUUCCUUGCAGCAUUGGGCAAGUACAGGACCAGAAAGUAAACCAGUUACAGAUACAGACUAGCUGCCAGUUCCAGCU
Tympanuchus pallidicinctus (lesser prairie-chicken) is the source of this 3557-nucleotide messenger RNA. Its product is annotated as octopamine receptor-like. The record is from RefSeq and is a predicted model, not a curated record. The coding region runs from base 1655 to 2821 and encodes 388 amino acids. Gene Ontology annotation, biological process: adenylate cyclase-activating adrenergic receptor signaling pathway. NCBI's taxonomy places the organism in Eukaryota, Metazoa, Chordata, Aves, Galliformes, Phasianidae. Gene Ontology annotation, molecular function: G protein-coupled receptor activity. The transcript has 5 exons. Gene Ontology annotation, cellular component: membrane.